AUAGCUCUUGAGCAGCUCAUUCGCUUAUUAACUAGUAUACAAAUUUGUUGUUGUACUUUCGGCUGCUCUAUGCUAAUCAAUUUUUCGUAUCAGAAAAGUAAAUAGCAGCCAAAAAAGAUUCAUUUGAAAAACAAACAGAGAUACUCAAUAGGGCUCCGAAUGGGUAAAACAUAAAAACUGGUAAUCAGUAAACGUCAAAAGUUCAAAACUCAAAACCCGAAUUGCUGUACCGCUGCUCAGAGAUUCAACGGGGAUUUCCAGUUCAUACAAAGACGCGCAGUGAACUUUAAGAAAAAAAUAAGUGUGUGCAAUAAACGUACAUUUACGGAAAUAUAUUGUUUCGCAUUACUCCACAUCGUUUUGAGCAGUAAAUUAUUUAUUUUUAUAAAACAGAUUCGAAGCUCUGAGAUGUAUCUCUCUCGCAGUUCGCGCUGUUUAGUUGGUGUUCAGUGGUGUUUGAGUGAAGACGUUCCUGCUACAUAUAGCCCAUUGAUAUAGCAGAUAGUAGAUGCAAAGUCACAUAACAGUAACUAAGUAUUUUGUUCAAGUGAAUUGACGAAUAAACAAAGCGAUCGCACGAUGAGUUCGCGCUUGUGCUGCCUCCUGUUGGCUGCAGUGAUGAUGAGGCAAACACCUGCGAAGCCGCUGAUUGCAGAUCCCACUUUUUCCGAUAUUGACCUUGUCGCCGAAGAUUCCCAACCUGAAGAAGUCUAUGUAGCAGCGCCGGUACGCGCAAAACGUGCGCCACAGGGAUUCGCAGGUAACAGUUAUGCCGGCUAUACGCAGCAACAACCAGCAGCAACUGUGGUGCAUCAUGAACAUCAUCGUGAUCGUCCACCGCCACCUCCACCACCCCCAUAUGAAACGUACUCGCCACAAAACUCUCAUGUCUACCACCAUUCGCAUCAUUCACCUCAUCAUUAUAAAUAUGAAUCGCCGCCGCCACCACAACCUCCGCCACCACCUUCACAUACACCGUUAGAUUAUUACGAUUAUGCUUCAAAUGAUUAUUCAUCAGAUUUCGAUAAUUAUCGGCCACCACCGCCACCGGCACCUGGUUUUCCCGGCCACAAUCCGUUUGGGCCAGGUCCGCCUUUUAGAGGUCCUCCUGGUCCUCCUGGCUUCGACCGAAGACCGCCGCACCAUGGACCACACGGUCAUGGACCACCCGGUCAUGGACCACCCGGUCAUGGACCACCCGGUCAUGGACCACCCGGUCAUGGACCACCUGGUCAUGGACCGCCAGGCUUUGGACCGCCUGGCUUCGACCAUGGACCACCGCCGCCAUUCCCUUACGGACCUCCGUCUGAUCCUCCGUCCGGUCCUCCUUCUCCACCAGUACAACCAGUACAAGAAGAUCCCACGAGUACGUUUACACCCACGCCUACGCAACAAACAUUUGCUCCAAUACCCAGCACUACAGCCGCACCGAUAAUACAGCCGGUGGCAUCAACAACAUCGACAUCGACAACAACAACAUCGCCAUCGACAACAACAACACCCGAACCAGUCUAUGAUAUUGAUGUUAGGUUUGGCGAUUAAUUAUCGGCGUGAAAUGUGGAAUGUCUUGUAAACCCGGUGCUGCAAAAUUUCCUGUUUAAAAUCAAAUUAUCAUCCAGCAGGUUUCCAAAGAAAAAGUAGUGUUUUUCAAGUGCAAGGCUAAAGACUUUGGUGACGAACUCGUCCGUAGGCUUGUAGUCGUGAUUAACAUAAAAGCUGCUUACCCAUAAAAAUUAUGAUUUUAACAAUUUUGAAAAUAAGUUAAUAAAAUUAAAAAAAGUGCCUACUAGUCAUCGAGAUCUGUAUAUUUUGUGCAUUUUGCAUUUCGAAAAGCAAAUUCUAGUUUCUCACACAAAUUUAUUUUAAUAAUACUAAUUUACGAAAAAUUAUGUACUACAAGGUGGCGCAAAAUUAGACAUCCAAUUUUGUUUUUGAAUAAUUUUUUUACUAAAUAAAUUAAAUAAUUUUAAGUGAUUGAAA
Molecule: messenger RNA, 1980 nt
Organism: Anastrepha ludens (Mexican fruit fly)
Lineage: Eukaryota; Metazoa; Arthropoda; Insecta; Diptera; Tephritidae
Exons: 7
Coding region: 580-1542 (320 amino acids)
Source: RefSeq, a predicted model, not a curated record